Messenger RNA from Jatropha curcas, 609 nucleotides. RefSeq lists its product as uncharacterized. Lineage: Eukaryota; Viridiplantae; Streptophyta; Magnoliopsida; Malpighiales; Euphorbiaceae. The record is from RefSeq and is a predicted model, not a curated record.
UGGAGGCCGAGUUAGCAAGCAAACUUUGUGUUGCGCGGGUGCUUGGGCAAAGGGUCAGCGAGAUCGUGAGCAACACGAAUCGCCAUCUAUAUAGUCACUCAAAUCAGAUCAAAACACGCCAAACUCGGUAGUUUUGUGCGCUAUUUGAAAUUCAUUACUAUUAAUUUGAGGAUUUGAAAGCUUAAGGAUGGGGAUAAUCAGAAGCGGGUUCUCGUUCAUUACAGGAACGAUGUUUGGCGUCUAUCUUGCUCAAAACUACAAUGUCCCAAACUUGAAGAAGCUGGCCGACACCGGCCUUUUAUUUGCCAAGCACAUCGAGGAAACUUAUAGGAAGCCCAAGAAGCGAAACGACGACGAAUGAUUUGAUUUUGAUUUUGGGUCUUGGGCUGCCCUUUAGAUUCCAGGUUCUUGUGUUACUUUAGGGUUUAUGGAGAUCGGAGUUCUAGGCUCAAUUUUUUGUCUUUGCCAGGAGAUUACUGGUUUUUUUUUUUUUUUUAAAUUUUCUCUUAUUAUUUUUUCUUUUUGGAGCCUAUGGACUUCAAUGCUGAUGUAGGAAAGAAAUUAUAGUGAUGAUUGAAGAAAUGGAAUCAAUUGUCUUCCUCGUCUCAA